AUGUCAGCGCCGCUAAACCUCAUCUCAGGCCGGAACCUCAUCUCAGGCCACACCUGCAUCUGCGCCUGCUGCAACAAUCUGCGGCGCUUACUGAGCUUGCGUCGGCGGCUGCUGGUGGCCCGGGCGGAAGAGCAGCGGGAGGGCAGCUCGGCGGCAGCGGCGGCAGACGAAGAACCUAUUGCAGCGGAGCAGCUGCUGCGGCGCAAGAAGGGCAAGGCCGGUGCCGGCUUCAAGCCUUCCCCUGCCAGCGCCAAGGAGGGCCCCACCGUCAUCUCCCCGGUGCGCGACCAGGUGUAUGGCGGCGGGCCGCUGACGGCGGAGCAGCAGGCCGAGAACUCUGUGGUGGGCCUGCUGGCCGCCCUGUUCUUCGUCAUCCUGGCGGAAGGCAUCUACGUGGCGGCUUCGGGCUUCAUGCCCCAAGCGCUCGACCAGUUUGCCCAGGACGUGGUGCUACCCGCCUUCACGCCCACCCUGGGCCUCUUCCUGGCCAUCUCUACGGCCUAUGGGCUGUGGAAGACCAGGGCGGGGCCCGACGGGCAGCAGUAG
Chlorella variabilis is the source of this 546-nucleotide messenger RNA. RefSeq lists its product as hypothetical. The transcript has 5 exons. NCBI's taxonomy places the organism in Eukaryota, Viridiplantae, Chlorophyta, Trebouxiophyceae, Chlorellales, Chlorellaceae. The coding region runs from base 1 to 546 and encodes 181 amino acids. The record is from RefSeq and is a predicted model, not a curated record.